UCGUGAUCGAUCAACGAUUGCCCUGUAUAUCGCAAGGCCCCUAUAUUUUCUCAGCGUUACCUGGGUGAUUGCGAUGUCAACAUUGUAGCUACAUUAUCCACUUCAGCGUCGUUUUACAUUGGUGUGACAUCAACAAUGACCGACAGCGCGAAAAAACAUUUCAUCAAAAUAGCAGGUUUACAUCUGGGGACAACUUUUCUGGAAGAUGACUGGGAUAAGGACAUCAUAGGAAUUGAGGAAUUGGACAGUUUCUUGAAAAAUGAAAAUGUGCUCAUACUCUAUGCAGUUAUCGAAGAAAUUGAUGAUAAUAAACGUCUGAAGUUCUUCAAAAAUCUAGAAAAAUUCAAUCUGAGACAUAUAGUGGUUUUCAACAAAUAUAAACCCUCGAUUCCUACAGAGAACAAUUUUCUCCGUUUCAUCCAAACCACCUCAUUGUCAGAUUCACCGGCAUUGGCGUUAUACAACAGUCUUAAUAACAUCUAUACGCCGUUAUUACAACAGAACGAGAUGUCAAACUUACCUAGACAAAUAGCAAAUUUGCAAAAUGACCUUCGAUCAGCCAUAUUGUCGAGUGAUCCAGGAAACACUCAGAUAUCGUCAGAAAAUAAGCUUUCCAACAUAUCCACAGUUGUUAGUUCACUUGAACACGAAGUAUCUUAUUGGAAUAACAUCACGCCGAACCCAAGGAAGGACAAAAUCACUCAAGCAGCUUGUCAUUCUUUCAUAUAUCUGCUUUCAACAGUAGCUGGAGAUUUCAGCAUCAUAGACGCUUUGUCCAUCAAUGAUGUAGAAGAUUUACUUGAGAGAGCUCACAAUAUGCUGGAUGACUUGUGGAGACAUGAUCCUCCUUACCCCAAAGAUCGAAUUAGGCCCAUCAUCGACAUCAUUGCAUCUGACGUGUGGAAAUACAGUUGCAACCAGUUGAGGAAGGUGAACCUCUGGACAGAUGACUAUAUCGAGACAUCAGAUGUGCUGCAGCAACAAAUCUCUAUAGGCGAGAAGUGGUUAGAUAGCUGCAAGCAAUUGACAGAGAUAUUUUGGCCGAACUAUCCAUCACAUCCAUGGAGAGAGAAUGUAUACCAACCUUCAGAGCUGGUUAAAUCAGUAGCAGCAUUGCGAAAGAUUCUGGAUAUAAGGACUUUCCAUAAACAACUGGUGAAACUGCUCACUUCACAGGAACAGGAAGAACUGAAAACCCAGGAGAUGUUUCAAUGUUUUCAAGACAUCAAUUUCCAUAUCUAUAAUCAAGAUCUCUCUCAUGAGAUGAUGAAAGCUGAGAAACGGUUUGAAUACUACAUUCAGCCUGCAGAAAAACGAGUAGCCAUUAAGUUGAAGAAACAAUUCGCUAGCAUCAAUGCCAAUACGAGACAGUUGAUCUACGAGUACUCCAGAUAUUCAGAGCUCAUUGGCCGGCCCAUCCUCAGACAGGAGCUGCUCAUCGAGCGCCAGUUCCUUAUGGUCUCCCUCUACGACUACGUGAAGCAGAUCCAGACGCAGAGUGCGUCGGAAAACCUCCAAGUUCCCACCAAACUCGAUGCGCCGCAAGUCGUGCGAGAGAUUUCUCUGGUGAGGCAGCUAGAAGGAAGGGCGAACGAGGUGAGGAGAGUGUCUGAGAAGUUGCUAAGCGACCUGCAGAACUACGGGGACCUGAGCGAAGUAGUAGAGGAGAUGGCGAGAGAGCUGAAACAGCAGCACGAGAGCCUGUUCGAAGCUUGGUGUUCGGAAAUCAUCGGGUACAUCAACGAUAACACUUUGAGCUUGAGGGAAUCUGACCCAGUGGUCCAGUUUUCCAAGGAGAAACUGAUGCGAGUGAACUACUCUCCCAGGCUCGUUGUGCUAAUAUCCGAAGUCAGGCAAUUGAAAGCGAUGGGAUACCACAUUCCAAGCGUCAUAGACGAUAUCAGUGAGCAUGCCAAGAAAUUCAUGAAGUUUGCUAGAAUUCUAGAACAGAUAGCAAAUUUUCACAACACGAUCGGAGACCGGAUGAUACCGUCCCAGAAGCCGAUGAUGCUUGCCAGUGCGUUGGAACUGUCGAAGCUCGUUCAGGAGCAGGAAGUCGUUUCCUGGGGGGACGAGAAGUCCGUGGACAAGUACGUGGGCACGCUCAAGACGGCAGUAGAAAAGUUAUCGAGAGAAAACAACUUGUUGACGAUGUAUAACAGCCAGAUAAUCGAGAAGAUCCAAGAGUUGAAACAAUAUGACCUGAUCAAAGACCUGAACAAGUGGAAGGAUACGACGAAAUACAUAAGAAACGUCCUGUCUCAAGUUGAGGACAAGGGAUUCAGAAACAUGACUAGCUGGAAGAUCGAUUUGGACACCAAACUCAGCGAUGUUUUGGAGAAGCAGUACCUCGAGAACUUGAAUACGCUGCAUGUGUAUCUGCCCGAGAUUCAGGUCGAUUUGAUUUAUAGGAAUUCCAAAUUGGAAUAUCUGCCUGAUGAAGAGAAUCUGAAGAAUGCUUAUGAAAAGCAGCUACAGAAGUUUCUCGACAUUCCUAAGAAUUUCCGGAUGAUAUCUGAUACAAUGGAUAAUUCUUUACUCCAUGGAAUCUUAGAGAGACAUGCCAGUGCUCUGGAGAAUGUUUCCAAAUGUACAGACGAUCUCUUCGAACAACUGAAGAGCGUUAAGAACCACUGGCAGUCGUGGUUGCAACUAGAAACAUUGGAAACCAGCAAACUCACCAGCUGGCAACACUGGGAUCUGCACUUCAGAGCAUCAAAAACCUUCGGACAGGAGAUAGCCAAGUUGCCAAUUUCCGAAGAACGGGUGGGCUGCUUCUUGAUCGGCCUUUCAAGACUCAGAUCAGAUCUUGAAUCUCACAAUAGGAGCUACUGGGACCAGCUAAUUCACUCUCUGAAAGACUCUAUAGCUCAGGACGUGGUGAAACUCCAGAACUACGUAGAUCACUCUACCAGUGCAUUGACC
Messenger RNA from Phaedon cochleariae (mustard beetle), 2925 nucleotides. The record is from the annotation of a GenBank genome assembly. NCBI's taxonomy places the organism in Eukaryota, Metazoa, Arthropoda, Insecta, Coleoptera, Chrysomelidae.